Molecule: messenger RNA, 875 nt
Organism: Zerene cesonia (dogface butterfly)
Lineage: Eukaryota; Metazoa; Arthropoda; Insecta; Lepidoptera; Pieridae
Exons: 3
Coding region: 149-820 (223 amino acids)
Source: RefSeq, a predicted model, not a curated record
UGACAGCAUUUAUUUUAUUUGUCAAGUGUUUGAUGUUGUUUGCAGUUUGAUUGUUUUAGAAAUUUUAAAUCUGCUGUAUAGUUUAUAGCAGAUUUAACUAAACAAUCUUAAUUCUAGAUAGAGCAGAAUAAAAUAAAUAAUUUGAAAUAUGACAUCAACUCAAUGUGUUGUACAAUUCUGCAAACUUUCAAUUUUUAAUAAAGUUCCCGGUGUAACAUUUCAUGGAUGUCCCACUUCGACUGAAAUGCGAAAUAAAUGGCUACACGCGUUGCGCCAUAAAUGUGUUCUUUUAGAUUGGACUAAAAGUAGGAUUUGCUCUAAACAUUUUGAAAGUCAUUGUUUUGAUUCUCAAAGAAGAUUAAAGGAUAAUGCAGUUCCAACAAUUUUUCCCAGUGUAAAUAAAAAACAUUUACCUAAGACUUACAUCUCAAGAACUAAAAUUGAAAGAAUUUUAAGUAGAAUGACUCAACAAGAGAUCAUGACUGAUAUAAAAAAUUCAAUGAAUAAGCUAAAAGAGCCCAUGAACCUAGAUAAUAUGGUGAAUGAAGAAAUGAAAUUUAAAGGAGAGGUAUCCACUGAGGCACAAUUGUGGCUGAUUGUAAAGAAACAGGAACAUUUAAAUACAAGACUCAUGGAACUCUUAGCUCAAAAUAAAAAACAUGUUGAAGCUCUACAAAGCAAUAUUAAGCAAAAUAAAAAUAACAAGAAAGAUGUUGAUCAAAGUAUGGAGACUCACAAGUAUAUUGUAAAAUGUCUACAAGAAAAACUCGCUACAUAUGAAGAACAAAUUGAAAUAUUGACGGCAGUUGAAGCUCGAUGAGAUGUAUUAGGCAUAGAAAGUCCAUUCAAUAAAACUUCAUUUGAUUUAAAGAAAA